GGCCCGGAUGCGGGGAGCCGGGGAGGCGGCGCGCGGGGCUGACGGCGCCCUCCGGAGCCGGGCCUGAUGACCGAACUCCAGCCCGAGGUGGACGACGCCAAGACUGCGAGAGUGCCCGGCAAGCGGGAGGGCCGAGUCGGCUCCGCCGCCUCGGAGGCCGAGAAUGGCGUGGAGGAGAAGAAGAGGGGGUGUAGGUCGCCAGCCGCCCAGUCGCCCACCUCGUCCGUGGAGGCCGAGUCCCCGGACUCGAAGAGAAGCAUCAGCCUUUGGUCAAAAUCCAGUUUUGAUGGUGCCUCUUUAGCAAGCGAUAAGAAUGACUAUAAAGCAGAAGGCAAAAGUGACUCUAAGUCUGAAAGAAAGAAGUCCUCGUCUUCCAGCCAGUACAAGGCGAAUAUGCACUUUCACAAGCUGUUUCUCGAGGUCCCAACUGAGGAACCACUGAGGCAGAGCUUCACCUGUGCGCUGCAGAAAGAAAUUCUAUACCAAGGGAAGCUCUUCGUAUCAGAAAACUGGAUUUGUUUUCAUUCCAAGGUCUUCGGAAAGGACACGAAGAUUUCCAUCCCGGCUUUCUCGGUUACCCUAAUAAAGAAAACCAAAACUGCUCUCCUGGUGCCAAACGCCCUGAUUAUCGCGACGGUCACAGACAGGUACAUAUUUGUCUCCUUGCUGUCGAGAGAUUCAACGUACAAGCUGCUGAAGUCGGUGUGCGCCCACUUGGAAAACGCAAGUCCCAACCCAUGUAACACUCCCAACCCGUGCUGUGCUGAAAACAGUUUCCGGGCAGACCGCCCCUCGUCCCUGCCUCUGGAUUUCAAUGAUGAAUUCCCAGAUCUGGAUGGAGUGGUUCGGCAAAGGCGGCAAGACAUGGAAGGGUACAGCAGUUCCGGCUCCCAGACCCCCGAAUCGGAGCACUCCCGAGAUUUCCAUGUGACAGAAUCCCAGACAGUUCUGAACGUCUCCAAAGGAGAAGCAAAACCAACCCGGGCAGAUGCCCACGUGAAGAGAGUGCCAGAAGGCAAGGCCAAGAGUGUCCCUGCCCACAGUCAAGUGGAAACAAGUGGAAUCUUGCAUCAAGUCAGAUCUCAGAAAUGCCCGACUCUCCACCAUAUUCUUAUAUUCUAUGCAAUUGUUGUCUGCGCGUUAAUCAUCUCGACCUUCUACAUGAGAUACAGAAUUAACACUCUGGAGGAGCGCCUGGGGUCACUCACCUCCUUUGUGGACAGCCCUAAUACUGAGCAGACAGCACCCUCCGGCCUGGGCUCGCAAGUCCAGUUAAACGUGGAAGUCCUCUGCCAAGAGCUUUCAGCUAACAUAGUGAAAUUAGAGAAGAUACAGAACAACUUGCAGAAGCUACUUGAGAACGGCGACUGAACGGGCAGGUUGCCUGGGCCCACGUCAUACCUCACGUUUCCCCCUGCGCAAGGUGCUCCCCGGCGUCUGGCGGAUGCUCCCUGCUGGUCAGAGGCGCGAGCAGAUGAGAGCCCAGACACGUUUGCACUUGGAGGGCUCCAGCUCAGGAAAGGGGGAGGGGGAACAGUUUGGUUCUUGUGCAAUAAACGUCGAGCUCGACCCUGGGAGGAAGUCACUGCUGCUGCUGCCCGGAGCACACAGAUCCCCCUCGGGACGUCUCUGGCAGCUCCCGGGGUCCGUUCCGGAUGGGUUGCAGUUCAGCCGUGAGCAGGAUGGCGUCAGCAAACACUCCACUCCCCGGCCACCCUCCGCCUCUCUCCCGUACCCUCUCCUCCACCAGCCUUCACACCGCACCAGCGAACUCACUGUGAUCCUUUGAAUGAGCCGUGAGUGUCCAAACAGGCAGUCGACGGCGCCAAGUGGACAGAUUGGCUUCACAGAAGUCACAUCUGCUUGUCUUUUCUUUCUGCUGUUUUCUUCUUGUUUACCUGCAUAUCUUAGUGUCGCAAUUCAGUUUUGGCAAGAAUGCCAGGAGAAGUAGACUCAACGACCCUGUGUGUGUGUUGUUUCCUUCUGUAACUGAUACUUAAUAGCAGUGAUUCUCACCCGCACCUCGAGACAACAGUCUGAGGCACUGGACUCAAGUACUAAAUUCCACUCACUAUGAAACCAAAACUAAUCUGUAAACCAAAAGAGGUAAUAGUGUUUUAAUACAGAAUGACAAACACUGAAUUUUUUAUAUUGUAAGUGGACUGCGUUAAGCAGUUUGGAAACAAGAUGUCGGUAUUUAAAGCUAAAACUAACCCAUUUCAGUUUAACAAUAGUUACGUUUUCUUCCUUUGCUGACGAAAAUUAAGAAAUAACUGGUGUUUGCUAACUUUAUGAUACGGAUUGGCUGGUUUUUGUUAAUUAUUUAGGGUACCAUGAGAUCUCUAAGUGCAAAAGAUAUCCUGUUCCUAUCAGUAAUGCAUUUUUAUAAUCAUUUCUAUGAAAUGUCUUUUGUUUAAUCAGAUAAGCUAAUAAGUGAGUUGGUUCCAUCAUUUGUAUUUGGUAGCCUAGUGGAGCAACUGUGCCUGGUGCACCAAUGGCUUUUAAUAAAUACUCAUUGGUUAAAACCUCCU
Messenger RNA from Lepus europaeus (European hare), 2531 nucleotides. RefSeq names its product GRAM domain containing 2B (gene GRAMD2B). NCBI's taxonomy places the organism in Eukaryota, Metazoa, Chordata, Mammalia, Lagomorpha, Leporidae. The coding region runs from base 67 to 1371 and encodes 434 amino acids. The record is from RefSeq and is a predicted model, not a curated record. The transcript has 14 exons.